AUGGCAUUGUCCACGUUUGCGUCUGGUCACUCUGUUCUUUUGUACAAAGACGAAGCACAGAAAGAAUUUGUUACAGGAAUACAAUGGCUAGACAAAGCAAUUGGAGUUCUCUGUAAAGCUGAGAUCACUACAACUACACCGGCGAACACUGCGAAAGCAAUUGCCCAGAAUUUGCGUCUCCCAAUACGUCAGGCCCACACACACUUAAACACAGCAUUAAAGUUUUGGGAAGGCGAAAAGGCACGCCAAUGUGAAGAAACUGAGAGACUAAUCUCCUCCAUUAGCAGCUUAAAGAGCAAUGUUUCUGAGAGGAAAAUGAAAGUAGAACAGAUGAAUCAACAACUUCAGGGUCUGAACCAACAAAUUAAAGACAGCGAACAAAAGGUUGAGCAAGCGAAAAAAGCACUCAGUAGUGCUCAGGAUACACUUAACGAUGCUGAAAGAGAGUUGAGAAACAAAAGAAGAGAUCAAGAAGUUGUAGCAGGAGUAGGACUCGCAAUAACACCUAUUCCCAUAGUCGGUUGGAUUGCCGGGCCAACCAUGGUGGUGGUAAGCCUUACGGUACUCAAAGAUAACGUCAAAUCUGCCCAAAGUGGCGUUAGCUCUGCUAAAGAUAACGUGAACGAUUCGGAAAACUGGUUGCAGGCAAAAAAAAGUGAGAAAAACGAUCUUUGCCAACGACUGAAGAGUGAAGAAAAGGAGAAGCAGGUAACAGAGCAGCGAUUACGAGAUCAAGAGCGACAAUUGCAAGAUCUCCAAAUGGCUCAACAAAGGUCCAUCGAACUAAGUGAUAAACUGAUGAGAACGUGCCAUAUAAUGACAAAAAUUUGGGGGAAAAGCCAAGUACUGAAUAACGAAGCUAGCCGUGCAUACUGCUUGGAACCGUUACUCACACCUAUGAAGGAAAUAGUUGACAUGUUUACACCUGAGGAACAGAAAGAGAUAAAACAAAAAACUUUUUUACUGUCGAAAGAAAUCGACUUCUCUUCCAUAACGUGGAAACUGAAAGCUGUUUGUGACGCAAACGAUGAUAGUUCAAUUAUGGCAAUUUUGGACGAAUAUUGCUAA
Messenger RNA from Porites evermanni, 1068 nucleotides. The record is from the annotation of a GenBank genome assembly. Lineage: Eukaryota; Metazoa; Cnidaria; Anthozoa; Scleractinia; Poritidae.